Messenger RNA from Thunnus maccoyii (southern bluefin tuna), 4359 nucleotides. RefSeq names its product Cdk5 and Abl enzyme substrate 2a (gene cables2a). The transcript is spliced from 9 exons. The record is from RefSeq and is a predicted model, not a curated record. Bases 75 to 1625 code for a protein of 516 amino acids. Gene Ontology annotation, biological process: regulation of cell cycle. Lineage: Eukaryota; Metazoa; Chordata; Actinopteri; Scombriformes; Scombridae.
AGUGGGGGCGGGGCUACAGCGCUAGUACCGGUCACUCGUCGCCUUUGCGUUCAACAGCCACAUUUCAAACUAGAAUGGCGACCGCUUUCUGCGGUCUACAGUCCACCGGCAGCAAUAGUAGACCGGCGAAGAUACACCGAGAGCAACGGAGGAAAGUGAGGGACUCCAGAAAGAGGCAGGCGGCUUUGUUGUUCCUCAAUAAUAUUUCCCUCGAUGGACGGCCCCAGUGUCAGCUUAGCGAUGGAAAUUCCGACCAAAAAGCCGCCGAGGAGCAGCGACUCAUGGAGAGAGACGACGGAGCAACGGUCGUGCCCCUGCCGGCGGAUAGCCAAGCACCGGUCGCCCCGGUGACAGAACCCGCCGCGGCCGUUAGUAGCUCUUCCUUUAGUUUUCCAGGGGUAGUCAGUCCUACCCGACCUUCUUUGGUAAUGUCUCCGGGUCCUGCUGGGGCAAGUGCUGUGGGGACCAACGAGGUAUUUUUGGAGGGUUUCGGUGCGGCCGAGACGCUGCUCCCCGACACCCCUCUGUCUCCUGUGCCCGUCGGACACCAGCCCAGCUGCUCCCGUGUCAAGUCAACGCCCGCGCUGAGCCCGGUGCCGGCCGGUAAUUCCCUGGAUUCACGGCAGAGGUUGAGGAAUGUCUCUGGUUCCCCUGGACCCAAGGUGCCAAAGAAAGUCCACUUUAUCAAGAGUAUGAGGCAGUAUGAUACCAGGGGAUGUAGGAUCAUGCUGAUUUGUGCCAAGCGGUCGCUAUACGCUGCUUUCUCAGUGCUGCCGUACGGAGAGAGUGCUCACCUCAGUGAUCCUAAGCUGGAGGCUCAGAGACAAAGGCUGUCGUCUGUGGUGGCCGUAGACCUGCUGCCUUGUCUUGAAGGUGUGGAGCUGGGCACUUACGGCAAGACUGUGUCCUACGCUCAGUUCCUUUACCCGACCAAUGCCUUGGUGAGACAAAAGAGCGGCGGCGCGCCAGAGAACUGCACCGCUCAGACCCCUCAGUCGCGUUACCGUGGCAACGGGCAGAGGAACUUCACCCCUGCUCGUCUGAGCAACACUGUGGCACAGGACUCAUAUAUAGAGGAAGUAGCAGUGGCAGAGUACGAUCCUAACCUGCUCAGUGACCCUCAGUGGCCCUGCGGGAGACACAAGAGGGUUCUGAUAUUUGCAUCAUAUGUGACGACUGUUGUUGAGUACGUAAAACCGUCCGACCUGAAGAAGGACAUGAAUGAGACCUUCAAGGAGAAGUUUCCUCACAUCAAACUGACGCUGAGCAAGAUCAGAAGCCUGAAGAGGGAGAUGCGGGCCAUGAGCGAGGACUGCAGUCUCCAGCCAGUCACCAUAGCGAUGGCUUUUGUUUACUUUGAGAAGUUGGUGCUGCAGGGUCGUCUCAACAAGCAGAACAGGAAGCUGGUGGCAGCUACGUGCGUGCUGCUGGCUGCAAAGAUCAGCAGUGAUCUGCGGAAGCCAGAAGUCAGACAACUCAUUGAUAAGCUGGAGGAGCGUUUCCGUAUAAACAGACGCGAGUUGAUUCCUCUGGAGUUCCCGGUGCUGGUUGCCUUGGAGAUGGGACUUUACCUCCCCGAGAGCAAGGUCAUGCCGCACUACCGCAGACUGGUGCAGCAGGGUUAGAGAGGAUACGGUGACGUCUGACUGUCCGCUGGUUUCAUAAUAACAUCAGCCACCGUGUGUGUGUGUGUGUGUGUGUGUGUGUGUGUGUGUGUGUGUGUGUGUGUGUGUGUGUGUGUGUGUGUGUGUACGUGUGUGCGUGUGUGCGUGUGUGCGUGCGUGCGGGCAAAGUAAUCAAGACUGUGAAUGAGAGAACUGACCGAGCGUGUUGCGGUGGAUCGACCAGUUUAUAAGCUGUGGUGUUUGAAUCAAAUAAUUCUGGUACUAUUUAUUUCCUGUCAGUCGGGGUUGAGUCGCUCUCUGUAAAUGAAGAAUAACUAGUUUACAUUUGUUGACAAAUAUUUUAGACUUUAUGGCAUGUGUGUGUCUAUCUGAAUGUCUUUGUACGUGUGGCGUUCUGGUGUCGAUCCAGUCAUGACCUCUAUGUUAGAGAUGUUCAAUGAGCACGUUAAUUGUGCUUUUAUUUCGAUUUCCUCGUGACCUUUUUUUUUUUUUCUUCCGGUACGUCAUUAUAUUCUUAAACUCUAUUUAAGUGAAAUGUACUGUGAUGUUUGUGUUUGUGGGAAACUCUUAACCUGCACCUUUCUCUUUACUAUCCAGCCUGUAUAGUAUUUAUUAUGAUCAGUCUUUGAAAAAUGACAAAGAUUCACACUGUUGGUUUUGUAAAUGCCUUUUAAACCCACUGUGACAUUGAAGCAUUUUUUUUAGCCGUCAGACUAAAACAUUAUACUGUAGAUUGUUGAUGGAAAACAUGAUUCUAGUUAGUUUAGUCUGUUAUUGGUGAAAGAACAAGAAAGUGGCCUUUAAAGGGGACGUAACAUGCUUAGUUCCAAAUCUUUUUAUUCUGGGGCUCUACUGGAAUAUCUUUACAUGAUUUACAGCUAAUAAAACUCCAUAUUUAUCUUUAUACUGGCUCUGUAUACCCCUCAGUUCAGCCUCUGUCUAAAACAGGCCGUUUUAGCUCAUGUCUCCCUCCCGAUGAGCCCCCACGAUCCAAAAUGUGCGAGUAGACAAUGUGAACAACGUUAGCAACAGACACUAUGGAAUUUGAUGAUCUGAUGCCAGUUCGAUGGGGAAGUAGAGGUCAUUUGCAAAAGGAGCGUUCAGAUCAUGGAUGUAUUAUAAGAACUGGAUACUGGACUCCAAGAUGGCGUCUAUUCAAUCGAAUGAAAAUUUCUCACCUGGCGCAUGAGCCAAAAACGUUUUUACCCUCCAGGUUUGGUUCUGCGUUGUGCGGCCCACUGAAUACAAGCAGUAAUGUUUCUACUGCUGGUCCCACUUGUGAGCUCCUGCUCUGCCCGAAAACUUUAAGUUGGGGUGAUGUCACAGUUUUUAAAAUCCUUUUUCUAGGCUCUAGGACAUUUUUACAAAUAUAAAACCUCCAUUAUAUAUAUAUCAUAAUACAAAGAGUAAUACUUGACCUUAUUUUCCGUUCAAGGUGUCCUGUCGACAGUAUUACAGACGUCUCUUCUUUAAUGGUGGUCUAUGGGGAAAAUGCGAUUUGGGCCACAAGGGAUUUUUUUUUGCUGCAAUACCGCGGUUGGCCACCAGGAGAAAUUGACAGCAAGGCUGAGCGGUGGCGCCAUAUCCAGUUCUCUUAAUACAUCCAUAAUUCAGAGCGAGCUGAAGCCCUGACUUUAGAUUUUCAGUGAGCAUUUUUAUAUAUAUUCACCUCGAGUUUUGGAAGUCUGACGUCCGACAUUAUAACAGUAUAUAAAUGGAAAAGCGUGUUAUGUCCCCUUUAAUUGGUUCGUGUUCAUUCGACAUGUAAGGAGAAGAUUGUACUGUUUGUCCCACAAUAAUCCAGCCAGAUACAAUCACAUAUUAAUCAUGUUCUUGAAGAGAAAGAAAAUGGGGAUUUCAGUUCAGACUCUUGUGGCAGCUCCGUGUUCAGACUUUGUUGAAAAACUGUGCUAAUAUACAUUAUAACCGCUGUGGUGUCACGUGCAAGGAAACAGGAUUAUGGAAUCAUAUUAUUUAUAGUAAAUGUGUUUUUGUUUUUUUUAAUAUUUCAUGUCAUUACCCAGGGAUAUGUUUUGUAAAAUGCACUGAAAUUUAUUCCUCAAUAGUCUGGCUAGUCGUCACAUUUUUCAUUUCUCAGGAAUUUUACUUUCUCACAUCUUCGAAUGGCUCAUAAAAUCUAACCCAAAGAGAAGUUUAAAAGUUAUUAUUGUAGCUGUCAUCAGUGAAAUCAACCAGUGCUCCGUUGUAAGUCAAUGGAAGGUAAAUGAUUGUGGUGCUUUGUUCAGGAAGGGAGAACUUAAUACCUUCAACAAGUGUUUCUUCUACUUGUACUCGACGGUAUUAACCUGACUGCAGUACUUAAUUACAUAGUAACUCCUCAGAUUUAGAUGUCAUUCGACAUACAAGUAUGAAAAAAAAGUGCCUGAAACUACAACGGGAGUGAAAUGGUUAACCGUCUUUAUCGUAAGUGAUAUUUAGCGUUGACAUUUCUAAAGUCUUUGCUGUAGAGAUCUUAAAUGUCAAGGUUGUUCUUGUCUGGGAGAAAUAAUCUCUAACACUUUGGGGACAGUCUUUACAGUUGUAGACAUGAUGGUGAUUCAGUUUAUUGUGAGUCCGCAGUGAUGAAAAAAACUGUAUUAACAAGAAACGUCCAAAUAGAUCUGUGUAAGUGCAGAAAAUGUACCUGAAUGUUUGGUGUCAAAUUGGUAAAAGUCUUUUUUUUUUUCAUACUGUAAAAUGAAUGUUUUUGAAAUAUAUUUUCAGACUCUGAAAA